This is a messenger RNA of Fusarium fujikuroi IMI 58289, 1224 nucleotides long. RefSeq lists its product as uncharacterized. Bases 1 to 1224 code for a protein of 407 amino acids. The transcript is spliced from 2 exons. The record is from RefSeq and is a predicted model, not a curated record. NCBI's taxonomy places the organism in Eukaryota, Fungi, Ascomycota, Sordariomycetes, Hypocreales, Nectriaceae.
AUGCCCAAGCCGCACUCAAAGGCUUCGCCACUACAGAACAAAGCGGUCUCGAGCCCUAGGACAACUUACCAGAGACAAGAUGAGGGAAGCCCUUCACCAAACAACUCUGACGGCCUUCAGACACCUGAUACUCGGACUAUUCGUAUCCGCAAGGACUUUUCAGUAACCCAUGCGAAUAAGAGAUUCGGGUUGCAACAGAUCCCCCAGUUACCGUCAACGGACAGACUGAGUCAGCAUCUUCGCGGACUAAGUCUCAAUACCGCGAUGUAUCCACGAGUCCAAUCACAAGAGCCGAAAGACCCCACAUUCUUACCGACAGGUGAACUUCUCAACAUCGUUCCAAUUUCUCGCUCCAGCGCACGCGAUCCCACGUUGGAGAUGGCACGAACAGUCUUUUUCUCCAUCCAUCGGAUACACUGGCUCAUCGAAGCUUUAUCAGAUCUCACAAGUGAUGGAGACUCUAGACAAUCAAGUCUUCAUAUGGUAGCAUAUAACGCAAGCCUCCAUCUUGGCGAGCUUGGAGAGCAGAUUCAGACAUAUGCCGAGGCUGAUGAGAUGUCGAAGAUGAAACAAGACAUCAACCAGAUCAGGGGCGCUUGCAGUGUUCUAACAAAGGCUCUAUCUAUUCGGAAAACUGGUCCAGGACAUGCUAAACGCCCCUCAAACGACGACGCAGCUCCUCAAGAGUAUCCGUGGACACCCCCACCACCAGCACGUACAUUGACAUUGGAUGGGGAAUCUGAGCUCCUUCAUCAACUAUACACAGCUCUAUGCCGACUAUGCAAGCUCAUUCCAGAGACUCUACCAUCUACCGGCCGCAGGUUUCAAGCACAGAUCCAGAACAUAAAGACGCAACACUCUGCCAUAGAUGCGUGCUCCAGAGUCAUCAGGUUAUCAGAAACUGUCAAGCAAAGUCUUGAAAUUUUCCAUAUGAACUUGAGCGCUCCGCUUCGCAACCUCUAUUAUCAACUUGUUGAUGCCUGGGCUACCUUUGGUGGUGUUGUGAAAUCGCUCAACAGCCAACUGGGUAUUGACCCAGAUUCAAGAAAGGAACUCCAAAAAAUCCAGCAACUUGUUAAAGAAGUGAUGCACUGCUUGGGAAUUUUGCCGAUGAAGACGAAUGCCAACGCAGCAUUCAAUGAUAGUUCUCCGUUGUCACCACAGCAGGCAUCGCUGGGACCGGCAAUCCAGGCGACGAUCUCACAAUCGCCAUAUCUCAGCUAA